Messenger RNA from Aspergillus nidulans FGSC A4, 2461 nucleotides. Its product is annotated as M28 family metallopeptidase. The record is from RefSeq and is a predicted model, not a curated record. Lineage: Eukaryota; Fungi; Ascomycota; Eurotiomycetes; Eurotiales; Aspergillaceae. The transcript has 3 exons. Bases 1 to 2319 code for a protein of 772 amino acids.
AUGAAAGAGAAGGCUAUUAUGUCUCCCUCCGAGACAACUCCACUUCUUGUGCCGGUCCAGGUCGCUCCCCAGCGCCACCGAUAUCCUCAUGACAAGCUACGCCGAGCCUGCAGUUAUUCCCUAAGUCUAAUCCUCGCAGUAGCCCUUGUCUUAUUCCUAUUCCCUCAGGCUCUUUUCCCCCGUGAGGGCGGUUCGCUCUGGUCGUAUCUUCCUGGCGCACAGCCUUACCCCAAUACCUGGCCGAGCGGCAACGGCCUUGAUCAGGAGGAGCUCCAGACCCUCCUCCUGGGUACCCCGUCUGCGGCCCGUGCCCGCGAAUGGAGCAAGUAUUAUACUUCAGGACCCCAUCUUACAGGUAAAAACCUCAGCCAGGCGCUGUGGACAAAGGAGCGUUGGGAAGAAUUCGGCAUCGCUGAUACCAAGAUCGCUACUUAUGACGUUUAUCUCAACUACCCUCUCGACCAUCGGCUGGCUUUAUACCAAGGCGGUAACAUCAGCUAUGAAGCUUCGCUGGAAGAGGAUGUCCUAGAGGAAGAUAGUACCAGCGGUUUACCCGAUCGCGUACCGACCUUCCACGGAUAUUCAGCAAGUGGAAACGUCACGGCUUCGUUCGUCUUUGUCAACUUUGGCACCUAUGCCGACUUUGAGGACCUGGUCAAUGCGAAUGUUAGUCUCUCUGGCAAGAUUGCGAUUGCCAAGUAUGGUCGCGUCUUCCGUGGUCUGAAAGUAAAGAGAGCGCAGGAGCUUGGCAUGGUUGGCGUGGUUCUGUAUGAUGAUCCACAAACAGAUGGAGAGUACACGGAAGAGAAUGGUUACAAACCAUAUCCCGAAGGCCCGGCGAGGAACCCCAGUGCUGUUCAGCGGGGUAGUACCCAAUUCUUGAGUAUAGGCUUUGCUCCCGGUGACCCUACUACUCCCGGCUAUCCAUCCAAGCCUGGUUGUGAGAGGCAGGAUCCUCAUCACUUUAUUCCAUCUAUCCCGUCAAUUCCCGUUUCCAAUAGGGACGUUCUUCCUCUUCUCAAGGCCCUUAACGGCCAUGGUCCAAAGGCAUCCGACUUCAAUGAGGCGUGGCAAGGCGGUGGUCUUGCAUAUAAGGGCGUGGAGUAUAACAUCGGACCUUCGCCGGAUGAUCUUGUCAUCAACCUGUAUAAUGAGCAGGAAUACGUGACUACUCCUCUAUGGAACGUCAUCGGUGUUAUUCCAGGCUCGCUUCCUGAUACCAUCAUUCUGGGCAACCAUCGCGAUGCCUGGAUUGCCGGCGGUGCGGGAGAUCCAAACAGUGGCUCGGCUGUGCUGAACGAGGUCGUUCGUAGCUUUGGUGAAGCUCGGCGCGCUGGCUGGAAGCCGCUCCGUACUAUUGUCUUUGCCAGCUGGGAUGGUGAAGAGUAUGGGCUACUAGGUUCCACAGAGUGGGUAGAAGAUCAUCUCCCCUGGCUUUCCAAAUCCAAUGUUGCGUACCUGAACGUUGAUGUCGCCGCGUCUGGAACCCGGCUUGCCCCCAACGCAAGCCCGCUUUUGAAUAAGCUCAUUUACGAAAUCACUGGCCUUGUUCAGUCACCCAACCAGACCGUUCCGGGACAGACUGUCCGUGAUGUCUGGGAUGGUUACAUUGGAACAAUGGGUAGUGGCAGUGAUUUCACUGCGUUCCAGGACUUCGCUGGCAUUCCUAGUUACGAUCUCGGAUUUAGCCCCAGCAGCCAAGACCCUGUCUACCAUUACCACUCCAAUUACGACAGUUUUGACUGGAUGCAGCGAUUCGGCGACCCUGAUUGGCUUUAUCAUGAAGCAUGCGCCAAGAUCUGGGCUCUGGCCGCCGCGAAGCUAGCCGAAACUCCCGUUUUAUUCUUUAAUGCCACUGACUACAGCCUUGGGUUGGAGGAGUAUGUGGAUCGGAUCAGACCUGCUGCGGACAAUCUUCCGAACGGCCUGACUUUUGACUUCGGUCCUCUCUACGAAGCGAUUAGCAGGUUGCAGAAGACGGCAAUUGAGUUCGAUGCCUAUGCAGCGGACCUGACGUCCCAGCUCACGGAGGAGCUUCCAUGGUAUCUCUGGUGGAAAAAAGUCCGGUUGUUCUUCCUGAUCCAUGAGGUCAACACUAAGUACAAAAAUAUCGAACGCCAAUUCCUGUACCAGCAGGGAUUAGACGGACGUAGCUGGUUCAAGCACGUGGUAUUUGCCCCUGGUCUCUGGACUGGUUACGCCGGUGCGACAUACCCCGGUAUUGUGGAGAGCCUGGAAGCUGGAGACGUAGCUAACGCCGCGAAAUGGCAGUAUAUCGUCAUUGAGCGCGUCAAGGCUGCAACAGAACUGCUCCAGUAGGAGGCGCUCUGAGUGUGCGUGCAUGAAGGCCUGCUUAGCCAAGCAGGGAUCGAGACCCAUCCCAUGCAGAUACGAUGAAUCACACAGUCGGCAGUUGUCGAAUCCCGCGAAUGUACAAACUUAGGCGCCCCAUCUGAAAUUU